Parathielavia appendiculata is the source of this 1126-nucleotide messenger RNA. RefSeq lists its product as uncharacterized. Lineage: Eukaryota; Fungi; Ascomycota; Sordariomycetes; Sordariales; Chaetomiaceae. The coding region runs from base 53 to 1126 and encodes 357 amino acids. The transcript is spliced from 5 exons. The record is from RefSeq and is a predicted model, not a curated record.
CCGAUAUUUGAUGAUCCAUCAACGCAGUGCAAGCCCGUGAUUCAAAAACAGAAUGUCAUGGCUACAAGACAUCCCAUUUGAGCUUAUCGUGCGCGUCGUCGAUCGUGGUUGCCUAGGAGCCGUUGCGCCGCGCUGCUACUGCCAUCCAACCCCCGACGAGUAUCCCACUCGCCCCGACAUCAAGGCCCGAAUCGGAACCCUCGCCGCUCUUUGUCUCACCUCCCGCCGCCUCAGAGACGCAGCCACACGCCCACUCUACCAUUGCCCGGACACGGGGAAAUGGUGGCUCCUGGCCCGCACCCUGCUCCGCCACCCACACCUAGCCCAACACGUCAAGCAUCUCAUCUUGCCGGGCUUUCCCUACCGUCUCGAUGCCCCCGAAAACACAUCGGCCAUAGCGUCCGACGUCCUGUCACACUACAAGACCAGGAUUGACACGGCCUGCGCCUCAUUCCCCGACGGAAACAGCCGCUACGACCUCCUUGAGCUUCUCGAGAACAAAGCCCUAGUCACGCGGAACAGCACCAAUAUCGACAAAGUCGCAGUGCUGAGCAGCCUGUGCCGCAACCUGGAGGCGGCACCGAAUCUGCGCGCGAUACGGUGUUUUUCUGUAUGCGACGAAGGGUAUGACGACCUGGGAGUGACGGUAGACACGGUGAAGCAUGUCGAGAUCUGGAACAGCGCCAUGAGUGCCAAUGCGCUGGCCAUGGUACUGAAGGCGUUUCCGGGACUCGAGGUGUUCAGCUACCAUGCCGGGGGGUCUUUGACGGGGCCUUCGCAGUUCAAUCCCAGCGAGGCGAGAGAUUUGCUGAUGAAGCACGAGGGGAGGCUGAAUAAGGUGACGCUGGCCUUGACGAACGGUUGGGAGUGUUGGGACUUUGGGGAUAACGAAUGGGAGAGUUGGACCGAAGCGGAGAUACAGGAGGUAGUGAAAGUGUUCAGAGAAAGGGGCGUCGAGUUUGGGGGCAUUGAGUUUCAGCAAGGUCUGAGAGGCAUGUAUGGCCACAGAAGCCCGUGGAAGACCAGAACAAUCUGCCCAAUGGGAGGCAUACUGUCACCGCGAAAAGAUAUCAAGUUGGGUCAACAUCCUGUUGCUCAGGCUGCGCACAAUGUGAUAUACAUCUAA